Homalodisca vitripennis (glassy-winged sharpshooter) is the source of this 1587-nucleotide messenger RNA. RefSeq names its product parafibromin-like. The transcript is spliced from 11 exons. Lineage: Eukaryota; Metazoa; Arthropoda; Insecta; Hemiptera; Cicadellidae. Gene Ontology annotation, biological process: positive regulation of transcription elongation by RNA polymerase II; transcription elongation by RNA polymerase II. The record is from RefSeq and is a predicted model, not a curated record. Gene Ontology annotation, molecular function: RNA polymerase II complex binding. Gene Ontology annotation, cellular component: Cdc73/Paf1 complex. Bases 1 to 1587 code for a protein of 528 amino acids.
AUGGCAGAUAUUCUAAAUCUUCUUCGGUUGUACAAUGUGAAGAAUGAAGAGAUCAUCGAAAGGGACAACCGCAUAUUUUUUGGCGAGCAUUCAUGGCCAAAACACGUCAAGACCAACUACCUUAUGUGGAGGUCCGAUAAUGGGGCACCAAAGGAGUAUUAUACAUUAGAAUGUUUGCUAUUUCUACUCAAGCAUGUCACACUGACACAUUCUGCAUAUGUCCGAAAAGCUGUUGCUGAAAAUAAACAAGUUGUGCGCAGACCUGACCGUAAAGACCUUCUGGCUUACUUAAAUGGAGAAGCUGCUACCUCUGUAAAUAUUGAUAAAAAUGCAGCUGUAGAUAUCCUCAGACCAGUAAAACGUGCACGUGACGGUUCAGUAGAGAGCACGUCCAAGAGACGCAAGCUAGAAGAUUUGCAAGAGCAGAGGUUGAAACAACGGCUUGCUGCGAGGUUGGAUACGCCAAAACAAGCAUCCGUAACUGCUGACAACAUUAAAUCCCUAUCUGAAGCCAUGACAGUAGAGACGAUAGCUGCUAUCAAAGUGAAACGCUUGGCGAAGAAGAGGACUACUAUCAAAAGACAUGAUGAUAUUGAUAUAUGUUCUAAACGCAGAGUUAUGAUGGACCUCGAUGAUGACAACAUAAAAGACAUACUAUCCUGUGAACGUCCGGGAAGGUCAAGAAAUACAAUAUUACAAAGCACGGGAAAAAUGUUUGCACAAGAUGUCUUUGCCAUUCUGCAAUCAGUAAAGGAAAAAGAGGAGAGCAAACAAAUGCCUCCUGCUUCAACCUCCACCAUGACAUAUAAACCCACUCCCAUCAGGCCCCCCGCGCCUAGAGUUAUCCCUAUGGCCAAAGUGUACAACCGUUACGAUCAGGAGCGGUUCAUUAAACAGGAGAAAGAGGCGAAUGGAUUCAAAAUCAAUACAAUGGCAACGUACCACAAAAUGUCCUUGAAGUCAGUAACUGAAGGCGAUCAACACAAGAAAAUGCCAUCCCCUCAGACACCUCAUCCUGAGCACAUUCUAUCACCAUUGGUAAAAUAUCUCUCACCUGGUCUCCAGUUGUCUUCCCAACCUAUCAAGAGAACGUCUCGUACUCCCAUCAUCAUCAUCCCUGGAGCAAACACCUCACUGAUCACCAUGUACAAUGCAAAGGACAUCUUGCAGGACUUCAAGUUCGUUACUACAGAGGAUAAGAAGAAACAAGGUGCUACCCGGGAGAACGAAAUUUUGCUCCAACGGCGAAAGAAUGGGGCAUCGACAGUUCAGUAUAGAGUCAUAGACAAUCCUCAGAAACUGGCUCCAGGAGACUGGGACCGAGUAGUGGCUGUGUUUGCCAUGGGCCCUACUUGGCAGUUCAAAGGAUGGCCCUGGAAAGGAAAUCCUGUAGAAAUAUUUUCUCAAGUGUGUGGUUUUCAUCUGAAAUAUGAUGAGAUGGGGCUGGAGAAGAACGUGGCAGGCUGGGAUGUCUCUAUUAUUCAGGUGUCUCGAACAAAACGUCACUUGGAUCGUGCUGCACUCAUGGUGUUCUGGGAAAAACUAGACAAACACUUGAUGAAAAACAAACCUCACCUUCGAUUCUGA